This is a messenger RNA of Coccomyxa subellipsoidea C-169, 2151 nucleotides long. RefSeq lists its product as hypothetical. The record is from RefSeq and is a predicted model, not a curated record. Bases 1 to 2151 code for a protein of 716 amino acids. NCBI's taxonomy places the organism in Eukaryota, Viridiplantae, Chlorophyta, Trebouxiophyceae, Coccomyxaceae. Gene Ontology annotation, biological process: protein phosphorylation. Gene Ontology annotation, molecular function: ATP binding; protein tyrosine kinase activity. The transcript is spliced from 12 exons.
AUGACGAUCGGGAUCACUGGCUCUCGGACAGAUCCUCGGAUUUUCUUCCAGUCCCGCGCAAGCGUGUUCAACGGCAAAGAGGUCGCUGUCAAAGUUCUGGUGAGCGGAGGAAGUGAGGCAACCUUCACAGGGGAUCUUUUCGAGUCGCUCGUCUCUGCAAACAUGCACCACCCCAACGUGGUGGGAACCUACGAGGUGCUGACAGUGGAGCAGCCAUCAGCGCCUCUUGAGGCGUCCCACAGCAUCUGCAGACACAGCAGCAGAAGUGACAUGGCCAAGGAAAGGCAUGCGCCCCUGGGACCGCUUUCCCCCUUGAGGGAAGCUCCCGAGCUGGACAGCCUGAUCAGCUUCUAUGAGAGGCAGCGAGUCAGCAAUCAGUUACCGCAGGAGCCUGUUCUGGCGGCAUGCAACCCCCUCUGCCCUGCUGGCACCAGCGCCUUUGCAGCCAAUUGCGGCGCGCUUGCAGCCGCCGAGGAUAACACGAGCGAGUCUAAUGAUGGUGAAAGGCAUGGCAGCCAACCUGUACUAGGGAACGAGCCGCGAGGCAUGCUGGGCCCGGACGGUAUUUUCAAGGCCUCUCGCGCGUCAUCCACCCCGCUGCCGCUGUCGCCGUUCGACGCGGCCGUCUCCCAGGCUAAUAUUGAGCCGAGCAGCGGCGGUGACAGCGGCGGCGGCUGCGGCGGCUCCGCGGCCGCACACGCGCUCAUCAGCAUGCAGCGGCACUCGGCCGACGGCGGGGUGGGAAACUACGAGGUGCUGACAGUGGAGCAGCCAUCAGCGCCUCUUGAGGCGUCCCACAGCAUCCACAGACACAGCAGCAGAAGUGACGUGGCGAAGGAAAGGCAUGCGCGCCCGGGACCGCUUUCCCCCUUGAGGGAAGCUCCCGAGCUGGACAGCCUGAUCAGCUUCUACGAGAGGCAGCGAGUCAGCGAUCGGUCACCGCAGGAGCCUGUUCUGGCGGCAUGCAAACCCCUCUGCCCUGCUGGCACCAGCGCCUUUGCAGCAGCCAAUUGCGGCGCGCUUGCAGCCGCCAAAAACAGGAGCGAGUCUAAUGAUGGUGACAGGCAUGGCAGCCGACCUGUACUAGGGAACGAGCCGCGAGGCAUGCUGGGCCCGGACGGUGUUUUCAGGGCCUUGCGCGCGUCAUCCACCCCGCUGCCGCUGUCGCCGUUCGACGCGGCCGUCUCCCGGGCCGAGGUUGAGCCGGGCCGCGGCGGCAACAGCGGCAGCGGCUGCGGCGGCUCCGCGGCAGCACACGCGCUGGUCAGCAUGCAGCGGCGCUCCUUCGACGGCGCGGCGCGGCCUACGGCGGCCGAGCGCGGCUUCUGCGCGGACGGCCCCGGCAGCGUCGGCGGCUCAUCGACCGGGCCGAGCUCCAGCUGGUCAAGGAGCAGCAGUGCAGGGCCGAGCUCCAGCUGGUCAAGGAGCAGCAGCAGCUGCAGCGGUGGGACUGACGGGGGGUCCCACCUCAGCGCAAGGUCCCCCCUCCCGGACCUCCCGCAGCCGCAGCCGCCGCGGUCGUCGCAGGUACUAAUUGUGAUGGAGCUGGCAGACCAACGUUCCCUCCAUCAUGCAAUCGCCAAGGGCCGCCUUGCUGAUAAUAUGGAGGCUAUUCUGCUGUGCGCUAUGGAUGUGGCGGCGGGCAUGGGCUACCUCCAUUCCAUGGGAGUGAUUCACGCAGAUCUCAAGCCCGCCAAUGUGCUGCUCAUGAGCACGCCCGUCACUGCUGAAGACCCCCGCGGCUUCACCUGCAAGAUCGCCGAUUUUGGGCUGGCGCGCUUGCUGGUGUCAGGCAGCAGCCAUGCGGACACCGACAAGCUCGGCUCGCUGCCGUACUUGGCCCCGGAGGUGCUGCAGCGGGGCGAGGUGGCCAAACCGGCCGAUGUCUACAGCUUCGCUGUGCUGCUCCUGGAAUUGUGGUGCGGCCGCGUUGCGUACGCCGGCGAGAACGCGCACGGGGUGCUGUACAGCGCGUUCUGCGGCCGCCGGCCGCGCGUCCCGGCCGACACGCCGGCCGCGUACCGCGCGCUGCUGCAGUCCUGCUGGGCCGUUGAUCCGCAGGCGCGGCCGAGCUUUGAAGCCGCGCACGCUGAGCUGGCGUCCCUGAUGGCGGCCGCCAGAUCAGGCCAUGGUGACGUUUGCCCAAAUUAG